Messenger RNA from Glarea lozoyensis ATCC 20868, 1587 nucleotides. Its product is annotated as MFS general substrate transporter. Bases 1 to 1587 code for a protein of 528 amino acids. Gene Ontology annotation, biological process: transmembrane transport. The transcript has 6 exons. Gene Ontology annotation, molecular function: transmembrane transporter activity. Lineage: Eukaryota; Fungi; Ascomycota; Leotiomycetes; Helotiales; Helotiaceae. The record is from RefSeq and is a predicted model, not a curated record. Gene Ontology annotation, cellular component: membrane.
AUGUCGGUUAUAAAUAGAGGUGAUGGUCCCACUGAUAUUUCACCAGCUGAGGGACUCGCUGUUCCAGAAAAAGGACUGGUUCGGGAAUUAGCACAGGUUCCUACUUCUGUAUCGGUGGCUGAGAGCCAAGGAGCAAGGGAAGUUACAAUCCGUCAAGUAGGACCUUUGGUUUUAGUUCUCACUGGAGCGACAUUUUUAAACACGCUCUCAGUUCAAGCCGUGGUCAUUCUUCUACCUCAGAUAACCAAAGAACUCAGCAUCCCACAAACGCGACAACAAUGGAUCAUCUCCGCAUUUGCACUCACCUCUGGAUCUUUUCUUCUGCUCUGUGGAAAGCUCGCUGAUGUGUAUGGGAGAAAACUUUUGUUCAUUUUUGGGUGCUUUUGGAUUACAGCAACUGCUUUGGGGACUGCAUUCUCACCUAUUGAGGGUGCUGCUCUUACUAUUCCAACGGCAAUGGGAAUCCUUGGACACACUAUACCUCCAGGACGUGUCAAAAACUAUAGUUUUGCUUUUUACUCUGGUGGUGCCCCCAUGGGGCAAAUUUUGGGUAAUCUACUCGGUGGAGUGAUAUCCCAAUUUACAAGUUGGAAAGUCGUCUUCUUUGUAUUCGCAGGAGCAUCAUUUGUCAUCGGCAUCACCGCUUUUUUUGUCAUCCCACGCGAAUCAUCGAGACGUGACGAUGCGGAAGCUCGCGCAGCGGGUGUCGAUUGGAUCGGAGCUUUUCUUUAUACUUCAGGAACAUUGCUGCUCCUAACGGGUCUUUCCGAGGGAGUAUCUCAAGGCUGGAAAACACCGUUCAUCAUCGCUCUUCUCGUCCUCUCCGUAAUAUUUCUGGUGGCAUUCAUAACCUGGCAACUUCAUCUUGAGCGGCGGGGAACAUCGGAUCCUUUGAUGCGAGUUUCUAUAUUUUCCAAUGGAAGGUUCUCAGUUGCAAUGAUUAUUGUUUGUCUUUUUUCGGCAGGCUUUACGAAUUGGCUUGUGUAUUCCACUUAUUUUUACCAGAAUUACCAACUCUUAUCACCCAUUCAGACAACUUUGCGGUUCCUCCCGCUGGGAAUAUUUGGAAUUAUCGCCGUGGCCAGCUCCGGAUACCUCCUAUCACGAGUCCCCGGCAACUGGAUUCUAAUCAUCGGCCUUUCAUCCGGGGCAAUCUCAAACUUGUUAUUUGCCGCCCCAAUACCGCCAACUACAUCAUACUUCGCCUACGGGCUUAUAUCUAUGAGCCUAGGUGCUGUAGGUGCCGACACGGUGUACCCUUGCUUAGGUCUAUUUACCACGCAAUCCCUACCACGAAAAGACCAGAGUCUUGCGGGUGCGAUGUUUCAAACAACUGCGGCGCUUGGGCGUACUAUGUUUCUACCUAUAACAGCUGCUAUCCAGUACAGCGUACAGAAUCGAGAAAAAGAUCGGGGUAAAGCUGAGAACUCUGCUUAUUUGUCUGGGCUCAGAUCUGCCGAAUGGUUUUGUUUUGCAUUGAUGGUUGUUUCACUUGGUUUGGUUAUUUUUGGUCUUAAAAAUAUAGGCAAGAUUGGAAUGUUGAAGAGGUUGGGCACUGUUCAAUCGUCGAGGAAGCCUCAAGAGUGA